GUCGUGGAGCUCGGAGAAAGCAAAUGAGCUUGGUGAUGACGGCGCACACCCUCGCUCUUUUAUACGUCGACGUGGGCCAGAACGGCCCGAAGCUGCAUGGCGACGUUCCGCACACAACUUUUUCCGUUGACAAGCAUGUCAAGGGCCCAUGCAUGCGGCUUGAAGGCGAUCCCCCAUCUGCCAUGUUUGACAGUUGCUCGAGCAGCAUCUGAGUUACGGGUGAGUAAUACUUGAACCCGUCAGAUCUUCACUGGCAGAGCCGACUUCCGCUCGGUAGGCGUAGCAGUAACCUACACUCCUGGUGUCGUUGUUUGCGGUGCAAUGUAGUAUAACCAUGAUGCGGCCCUGUUCCGAUAUGCAUAUAUCCGAAUUGCGCGAAUCGGGUCGUUUCAGAGACCUUCGCUUAGUCAGCGCCCUACUUGGCAGGUAAAACGAUGGGCGGUCUUCCGAGUCCGACUAUUAGGGCACUCGGCAUGCAUGAAUCAACAGCAUACCAGUAAGUACGCAGACCUGAAGACCAGCCAAGUCCUAGUCAGGCUUCGCAACUGCAACCGGACCGGCCGACGGUCCUAGUCUGGCACCUUCGGACUCGGAGAGGGAGGAGGGGGAAGAAUCAGGAGGAGGAGAGGGGCUUGCUUCAA
Molecule: messenger RNA, 641 nt
Organism: Fomitopsis serialis
Lineage: Eukaryota; Fungi; Basidiomycota; Agaricomycetes; Polyporales; Fomitopsidaceae
Exons: 3
Coding region: 24-212 (62 amino acids)
Source: RefSeq, a predicted model, not a curated record